GUUAACACAUGGGAAACAUUGCUGCCGACACAUGUGCACAAAUCGCGACGAUCUCAGAAGCUGGCUAGACAUUGUUUGUACAUUUACCCUUCGUAGUGAGAGAAAUCUCUUCCCUCUAACUUUGGAAAACGACAGACUGUCAGAAAUCCAGUGAAUUGGUCUUGUUAUCAGGAGGGAGUCAGUAAGUUAUUUCACCAUCAAGCUUUUCACCAGCAAAAACUGAGGAGCAUUGCCUCAGGAGCGUUCUGGGUAUGGAGAAAAUUUUACGAGGUAUUAUCAAGUACAAAGCAAACACACAGGGUAACUUCUUGGUGCAAUGGGCAACGUUAGCUCAGAAACAACAUGUGAAGCCUCCGAUUCUCUUCAUCUCGUGUAUUGAUUCUCGCGUCCUACCCACUCACUUCUGCCAAACCAGCCCCGGUGACAUGUUUCUUUUGCGCAAUGCUGGUAACGUGAUCCCGCAGGCCAACUAUACACAGGGAGAAUACACACAGUCGAGCUCUGAGGUUGUGGCGUUGGAGAUUACGUGCAAUCGUUCUAAGGUGGAACAUGUUGUUGUCUGUGGACACUCGGACUGCCAGGCGCUCUAUGCGGCCUACAGUCACUAUAGAGAGAGGGAAGGUAAGAAACCCAUCACGCAAGUCAGCCAGCUCAUUCAUCAAUGGAGUCGCACCCACGGAGUAGAAGCCAGCUUGAACAAGAUCCAGGAUCUUAGUGCUAAGACACCUGAAGGAGGCACCAUGACAUUUGAUGUUGGUGCAAAGCCACUCGAGGCUUACUUCCAGGACUUUGAUAUUGCAGAGGAAAAGAGCUUGCUAGAUAAGCUAUCAAAGGUCAGUGUCCUCCAACAAUUAGAACAUCUGUCAUCCUAUCAUUCCAUUCGGCGUCGAGUCAUUGAUGGCUCCCUGUCACUCCAUGGCAUGUGGUAUGACAUUGCUAUCGACAAGAUCUACUGGUUUAGCAGGCAGCGUAAGGUGUUUCUGGAGAUCAAUGAAGAAAACAUUGACGAGAUUGUUCGCUCCUGCCAGCCGUCAGUCGCAGAUAAAGCCAGUCAAAAUGACAUUGGACAUAAGAUACCCAGUUGAGUUAGAGAGGUGAAUCGAGUCACGAGUCACCAAUGAAUGGACCGUCUUAAGAAGUCUGACGCUCUCUGUACUGGCGAGUAAUGAAGUAAAAGUUUAGGUGUCUUUCAACAGUGAACACCACCCCCAAUUGACAGACAGAGUCCAGCCCUGUACAUGUCUGUCAAGAUGUCCUUUGCAUCGGAUACCAUCAGUUUUUCAACUACAGUAUAAAUGUACAAAAACUGCUCGUCUUAACUGAAAUCUUGUAACACCCGAGCUAGUAGUAUGCAUUUGUUCCCGUAUAGGAAUGUGCACAACUCAGUCGAACUGGCAAAAUGUGCGCAUCUAAACUUGAGUCUCAUCUUACCCGAGCUUGUGUUACCGAGAGUUGAUUGUACAUGUAUGUAAAUGUACCUCUGAAAAUACUUCUUGUUCAUAGUACAGAGUUUAAAGAAACAAGAAAAUGAACUUGUAUGUAUAAAAAAAACACUAUAAAUAUUGUUUUACAGCGUAAGUGAGGGCAAUUGUGGUUAAGAUACUAAUUCCAAAGUUGUAAAUUGAAAGGGAAACAGGUGCAAAAAAACUGCCAGUAAUAACCAAGCUACAAUAUCAGUCAGUUGAAAUAUCAAAAUAUCUGCAGGAAAUAACUGAUGUCUAUUAUUUAAAGUGAAAUAGAAUGUUAAUUUGGUUUUUAUGCCUCCAACUUUGGAUGUUUUGAAUUGUAUUGCUGUAUGACAAAUUGGUCAUUCUUAAUUGUUAUUCGUUGGUGACUUGAGGGAAGACCAGUACUUUAAUGGGCCACAUCAGAGUUCCUUUUGCAGAGAUGCAUUUGUUACACUGGGUUAGUUUCUGCUUUGAAUGGAUAACAUUGUGGUUUACGUCUGUCCUGGGUUUUACAAGAACCUAUCUAAAUGACGAAACCCCCUUUUAUUUUUUGCUAAAAAGUCUUGCUUGAUAUCAAGAUAUUGCCUCUGCUGGUGUCAGAGUGACCCAUCUCCCUGGUAUCGGCUUUGAGCAGAAGCACCCCCUCAUCGAUUGAAAAGAGCCAUGUUGGUGUGGAAAGAGUUCACUCAUAGGUUGAAGAGAGCCAUGUUGCUGUUGGGAGAGUUCUUUAAUUGUUUGAAAAGAGCCGUGCUGGUGGGGAGAGUUCAUUUUGUUAUUGGCCAUGUGACUGUAAAGCGUGCAUAGUCAUUUGUGAGCCCGGGAAGUGCGGUUAACCACCAAAGAAACUUCUGUUGCUGGGAAAAUUGCGCCCUCUCUUCAACCAGUAUAAUAACUCAUCAUGUGCAUGUUUUUGUGGUCAUAACCAAGAACUGCUUCGGUUGUUUCUCUUUUGUUAAUCGCUUUAAGGGUUUGAGUAUUACAUAAUCACGGUUCAUUCUUACCCAAAUAAAAUUACCCAAGAAAAUCUCUGAAGAAUUACAGGGGAACCAGUUCUUGGUUAAGACCGCCAAAAUUCGCCCAAGUAUGCACUUCUAGUAUGUUCUUUCCCUCGUUAGUUAAUGUAUCUGGAAUACAGCGACAGGACUGAAUGAUUUUGGUUUACAUUAUACCAACUGUAUCUAUUACUAAACUCUGUUUAUUUAUUUUUUCCUGGGCCAGUGUCAGUAUAAUACAUGUGCACCUGUAUUACUAUUAACAUUUAAUUCUUAUUUCUGAGAAGUAUUAAUAGUUUUAUUCUUGAGAAAUUAUGGUAACACCAAAAAGUAAUUAUGUGCUGUUUGUAAGCCAUGUACAAAGUUUGAAGUACAUUGCCAUAUCUUUUGGUUCUUUCCUUAGUCAUCUGCUGGUUUAUUAUCUAAACAAUUUUUUGUUUCAAUUUUUUCUUUUUGGACAGAUCAUUCUGUGUGUCAUGCAGAUGUGUUCUUUUUUUUUUCAAGAGCGCCCUCAUCCGAACAAUUUAGCUAGUUCCAGUUUUAGAAUCUAUUCCUGGAGUUUUUUUCGGAUGGGAUAAACUUUAUGUUGCCCCACCCCUUACCCCCCCCCCUUUAAUCUACAAUCUGUAUUGGCAAACACCUUAGAAGUUCGUCUGUUGACAAACUUGUGGACUUGCAGAUAUUCUUGGACCCAGCUUGUCGACUGGUUAUCUUCCAGCAGGUGGAUUGUUCCACCUGUUCACAAACUGGCCAGUUGGCUUGCUGCCAAACUGCUUCCUCUGCUGGUAAAUCGAGAAAAAAAACUGAGCCUGGUAAACACGUUGAACUAUGGAUAAAUAGAAACCCAACAACUCUAAGAAAUGUGGAGUGUCAUUCCAAACAAGUUGUUCCAUGAUGUGUUGAAAAUAAUUGAUUAGUCCAAUACCAAACGACAAAAUCCAUUGACUAACUGAAUUUAAUUUAAUUUUAUUGAGCUUUAUAAGCAAGUCUUACAUUGAUAUUUGGAAUAUAUUAAAUGCUUAAGCAUACAUGUAAAAACUGGAAGACGCUAGACCCGAAAAGAUUUGACGUCACGAUAAAAGAUUAUAAUUUUGUACAAAUGGCAAAAACUAAAGAUAAACGUUACGGUUACCUUCUGAAUUUUUCUUCACCAACUUUGUAUCAAUACUGAGAUUGCAUGAGAAAUAAUUGGUUUAAUUUUGUAAUUGCUUUAGCCAAAAUACUAAUACAAAACAACCAAUUUAAUAAAGAUAUAGACAAUGAAUUAUUAAA
Molecule: messenger RNA, 3712 nt
Organism: Acanthaster planci (crown-of-thorns starfish)
Lineage: Eukaryota; Metazoa; Echinodermata; Asteroidea; Valvatida; Acanthasteridae
Product: beta carbonic anhydrase 1-like
Molecular function (GO): zinc ion binding; carbonate dehydratase activity
Source: RefSeq, a predicted model, not a curated record